UUCCAGUCGGACCGAAUAUCAUAGCGCGCUGGUGCUGGUGCUUGUUGUGAUCGCUCGCUUUGCUGUGAUGUUGAGUAAUCGGUUAUGAGAUAAUUAUUAUGAUUUAUAGAGUUAUCUGCGGGUGUCAUCUCUUCACAUGGACCCGGAACACAGAGCCCUGCUGCGGAGACACCGGCUCUAUCUGUCCGGGCAGCUGCUGGUCUCUGACUCCAUCGUUCCGUUUCUGUACCAGGAGGACGUCCUGACGGAGGCUCAGGUGGAGGACGUGCAGUCUCAGCCCACAGACACCAGGAGGACUCUGAGGUUGCUGGACCUGCUGCCGAGCCGCGGGCCCCGGGCCUUCCCCCUGUUCCUGCGGGCUCUGGAGGACUUCAGCUGGGUCAGAGACAGACUGCUGCUGGAGCUCCGGACUCCACCCGGACCGGAACCAGGAGCGAGCUCGACAGAUUAUAAACGCUGUUAUCUCCGAUUGUCUCUACGCAGACGAGUGCCGGCUCCCCGACUCGCUUCUCCAGAAGGUCCCGUCAGAUCGGGAUCUGUCCCGGCUGGCGUCACGAAUCGGGGAGGAGUCAGAGGCGGUGCUGAUGGAUCUGGGUCUGUCGGCGGAGGACGUGUUCAGGUGUCGGUCGGAUCACGCUCUCUGCACGCAGGCGGCCGUUCUCUCCGCUCUGAUUCUGUGGAGACGGCGUGAGGGCCGGAGAGCGACGGUGCAGAGACUCGUGCAGAGUCUGAACGCCGCUCAGGUUCACCCGUCUGUCCUCGAGGACGUCCUGAAGUGACCCCGGAGAACCACUUCAUCUCCUUUUAACCCUUUACUUAAGAUCAUCAAAGACUUUAAAGUGACUGUGAGGAGGAUUUUAUAAAAAUGUUUGAGCUGAUCAUCUCACCACAAUAUGAAGAUCUUUGUUUUUUACUGAGACAGUUUGCACAAAAAUACAUGAAAACUCAUUUUAAACAAGAAAACAGUUUACAAUAAGAGAUUAAAUAUAUUAAAGAUGUUAGAUCAAACAGUAACAGCUCUGAUUCAAACUGAACUCAGGGUUUGUUGAGCUUUUCCUUCAACAUAGUCUAACUCAGAUUUCAGCCUUUAAAACUGAAUAAAAUAAUAAAUUCAUCCAAACAAUCAGA
Messenger RNA from Labrus bergylta (ballan wrasse), 1128 nucleotides. It is a transcript of the gene cradd, whose product is annotated as CASP2 and RIPK1 domain containing adaptor with death domain. Gene Ontology annotation, biological process: regulation of apoptotic process; signal transduction. The record is from RefSeq and is a predicted model, not a curated record. NCBI's taxonomy places the organism in Eukaryota, Metazoa, Chordata, Actinopteri, Labriformes, Labridae. Gene Ontology annotation, molecular function: protease binding; death domain binding.